AGGUUGUGAAUGCAUAUAACAAUGUUUGUGCAGCCACUGUUGCUUCUCACUAUAAUGAACUCUUGGGUUGCUCAGAAUGCUCAAGGCUUGAUGUGCAGUGACAUGACAUUUCGAGAAGCAGAACAGCAGCAUGGUGCUGAAAUAACUGGUCUUAAUACCAGCUGUAAUGUAGCACAGCUAGUUAGUUCAGGCCUGUUGGCCUUGAAGCAACCACAGACCCCAAGCAGCAGGAACAGGGGUGGAAGUGGUGGCAACACAGUGGCAGCUGUAUUUCGAUUACUUGGUUUGGAGCCUUCACGUCUUCGAGCAGUCACUCUCAAUUCUCUUCUUUUUAUUGCACAGCUUAUCAGCAAUUUCUUCAUCCAACAAGGAGCACCCAAAAAUACUGGGAAGCAAGGAAAAAAACAUCAAGAUUCUCUGCUGCCAUGGAUCCUGCAGAAUCCUACAGUUCAGAAGUUUGUGCCAUCUGUAAAGGAUCAGUCCCUGGCUGAUCGUGUUAUGGAUGCUGUAAAUGGUCACAUUUCACAGUACGCCAAUCUGACAUGCCCUCAGCUGCUUAUUUGUAGACUCAUGCCAUUCAUUCGUGGCAUGCAGAGGUCUGUGAUUCCCCUUCUAUCAGAAGCAGACUUUUACUCCAUGACAGGGAUAAAUAUUUUCUUCAGCAGUCUCCCUGAGGAAAAAGAAAUGGAAGACAUCGCAGAUAAAUGUGGUUUGCAGUACCCAGGAUGUGUGUAUUAAUAUUUAAUAGAUACUGGAAAGGAAACACAUUUUAUAAACUAAACUUGAUGGAGUAAUGACAAUAUUAUGAAAUGGAUAGAUUGCUACUCACCACAAUGGAGCUGUUGAGUCGCAGAUAGGCACAACAAGUGGUGAGUAGCAAUCUAUCCUUUUUGUAAUAUUGUCAUCAUUCCAUCCUGGAUUUGCAUUGUUUAAACUUGAUGGAGUGCAACAAAGCAGUCAUUAAAGUUACUGUUGUAUUAUGUUGAACAACUCAGUAAUUUACUAAGUCUUACAUAUUCCUAACAUACUGUUGCCUGGAACAGCAACCAACACAAUGAGAAAAAAAUUUAUGUUUUAUUCUAUAGUCGCCGAGUUUUAUUUUUAAUUUGCCCACUAGGUACACAGUACCAUCCCCAGGCCCUCACAUGGCACAAAGUCAUUUCACUCGGUUCCCUAGUAGCUGUGUCAAAUACUGACAAAUAACACACCUUCUUGGAAAAUGAGCAUGAAGACUGUGUAGCCUGAGGAUGGUAUUGUGGACCAAAACCAGUAGCCACUAUGCACAGUAGUAAUAAAAAUUGUGACUAUAUACUAAAACAUAUAUUUUUUUCUUAUUAAGUAUUGUUAUGGUGGAAGUGGACAAUUAAUGUUUUAUUUCUGAACAUGAAAUACAAUCAGGAUCAACUUUUUGUCCCGUCAGCAUUGGCAAAAGUGAAAUUCAUGUAAAGCAAAAAAUAAAAAUCAAUGAACAGAAUUUGAAUAACGAACUCAUAAAUAACAACCCAAAUGGCUCAAGUUUUGAACUGCUGAUCAUAUUCAAAACUAAACAUGUUUGAAAACUUUAUUUUGUUGUAUUCAUGUUAAGAAAUGUAAGAAAUAUGCUCAUUUCAAAACCAAAUUUUCGCAGCAUAUGCAGCUGUGUCAUUCUACCAAAUAUUUUUUGCUGAACCUAGGAAUGCACAUAACGUUUUGUGUUCAUAAUUUGUCUUUGUAUAAAUAGAGAGUUAAGCGUGGACUAUUGUACUCUUCCAACAUAAAAACAACCUGAUAGAUUUCUGUUAUGUAUUUGGAUUUGCUCAUACAUUUGUGUGGACAGUUGAUUGGUGGCCAUGCCCACAUUAAAUACUGUGUAAAAGUUACAGGAAAGGUGCUAUAUGCCCAUGCUGUUUUCCUAGGUGUCUCUGCCCCAUUGGGUUAGAAUAUGACUAUGAUGGUCUGAAACAUGGUGAACUGGGCGGGUGCGUAAGACAGGUCUUACACUGGGGUCAUCCACAGAGGUUUCACCCAUGUGACAAGAGUUUGAGAAUAGGAAUGGUAUAAGAAUGGACCAAGAUCUUUUUCUCUAAUGGCCCCUAACCCCUCCCUGUUUCCUUUCUCCCAAAGUUCACGGCACCUGAUACAGCUGUCAUCCUAGGUCAGCUGCAGACUGGAGCAGUAUAGUCAGCUGGGACAAAGUAGCUGCACAGGUGUAUGCAUGUGCAUAUUUAUUAUUUAACUGUUAGCCCUGAAGAAGACAUUGUUUGAAAGCUUUGCAAGUUACAGUCUUGUUUAAGUGCAUAUUGAUCACUCAAUGCCUCAGUUAUGUAGUGAGUUGUGAUGUUUCUUGCUUCCAUCAUUUACAUUACACCAAGGACUUUCCAUUACCAAAUUUACAAGUUAAGUGACUGUGAGAGGAACUGUCGGUUCUGAUGAAAAUAUUCUAUCUGCUUUGUUUGUUUGUUUGUUUUCUAUGAGAUCAAUUAACUGGGUAAAUUCUUUCGCUCCACUAAGACUGUUGAUGAUGAGAAUGCCAUAGAGAAAAAUCUUAAUGAUGUUUUCCUAUUAAGUGUGGUGUAUUCAGGUAGUUCAUGAGGUUUGAAAUGUUUGGGAGUCUAGUUAAACAGGUUCUGUAUGAAAGAACGAUUUGUUGGAUAAGUACAUUGGACAGAACUUGCAGAUAUGUGGGAAGGGGUUGAGAGUAGGUUCAGCAUAAGGGUGGGCCAGCGUAUUUCAUAGUUUGGAUAGUCAAAUUUUUCUAUUUAAAUCUACAACACAUAGUUUUUAUUACAACCCUUGCAAGUAGAUAUUUAGCAUAUGUUAGUGUAAUUAGUUCUCCAACAGAAAACACAUUUUGAUCAGAGGUUGAAUUAUUCAUAAAAUGAUGAUUGUUAUAAAAACUAACUUAAUAAUUUUCAUUACUUAAAGAAUUGGCUCCAUCCAUUGUAUUUCAAUGUCUUUAUUGUUGCUCAGUAUCUAAGAGUAUUCUUUUAGUUGCAGGAGGCUAGAUUUUGGUUUAAAAUAUAUACGUUGAAACAAUUAGUUGCACAUACAUUAUCUUCCAUACACAAUAUUUAAUAUUCAUCCUUUUUACACUGCACAAUCUCAGUAUUGAUACAUAUCUGGACUUUACAAAAUAUGUGACACACAUAGUACAGUACAAUCAUUUUCUGUGAACUUACAACUUAAACUUGCAGCUGACUUGCCAAGAAGAAUAAAUACAUUACACAUCAAAGUAACUCUUUAACUUAACAAAGAGCUUGCAUAUUGCC
This is a messenger RNA of Schistocerca serialis cubense, 3248 nucleotides long. RefSeq lists its product as uncharacterized. The coding region runs from base 10 to 738 and encodes 242 amino acids. The record is from RefSeq and is a predicted model, not a curated record. Lineage: Eukaryota; Metazoa; Arthropoda; Insecta; Orthoptera; Acrididae. The transcript has 4 exons.